Messenger RNA from Uloborus diversus, 990 nucleotides. RefSeq names its product probable 39S ribosomal protein L24, mitochondrial (gene mRpL24). Gene Ontology annotation, biological process: translation. Gene Ontology annotation, cellular component: ribosome; mitochondrion. Bases 140 to 892 code for a protein of 250 amino acids. NCBI's taxonomy places the organism in Eukaryota, Metazoa, Arthropoda, Arachnida, Araneae, Uloboridae. Gene Ontology annotation, molecular function: RNA binding; structural constituent of ribosome. The record is from RefSeq and is a predicted model, not a curated record. The transcript has 6 exons.
UUCGAGCCUAUGACUCUCAUCUUCUCUGCGCGAGUACACGAACUGAAAUGAAAUAAAAAGAAAUGGAGUAGAAUAAAGAAUAAAAACAAAAGUUGUUGUGUAGUGUAAUGUGCAUGGUUUUGUAUAAUUUUCGAUCAAAAUGAAACUAACUCGAGUGCUUUUUUACGCUUCUAAGCUGCCUAUAAAUUACUCGAACUUCCCUCAGCGCUACAUUGAUCGAUCCAUGGAACAGAUUGAAUUUAAGACAGAAAAAGCUCCCCAGUUUCAAGAUAAAGUAAUUAAACGGGAAGUUUUUACGUACGGUAUGCACAGACCAUGGACAAAGGAAUUCUACGAAGAAAAUUAUCCCGGGAAACGUGUGAGGAGGGAUGUUGUCGAACCGAUCAAAGAUUGGCUCAUUUAUAGAGGUGAUAAGGUUGAAAUUUUAAAAGGCAAAGACAAAGGCAAACAAGGUCUUGUAAACUACAUUGUUACUGAAAGAAAUUGGGUGACAGUAGAAGGACUCAAUUGUGAAUAUAAAUAUAUUGGAGGCUAUCAAGGCAUGCCGAAAUCAAUGGUAAAGGAAGAAUUACCCCUUUUAGUUACUUCUGAAGUCGCUCUUUUGGAUCCUGUUGAUAAUAAGCCAACAAAAGUUGUUUGGAGGUAUACGGAUGAAGGUGAAGAAGUUCGAGUAUCAGUAAGAUCUGGUCGAAUUAUCCCGCUACCUAGAGCUGCAUUUGAAACAUAUGAUUACAAAGACAAACGAUAUUAUCCUGAACAACCAAAAGAUACUCCAGCAAAAGAUGUUGAAAAAAUUACUUUUAAGCCUAAGCUAAUGACAUUUGGACAAGAAAUCAUGGAAAACAUGGGUAUUAAAGAAGAUCGAGUGCCUCGUAAAACAUAUUGGUAUUAAAGAAAUGUAAAAAGAUGUUUUUAGAAACAUAACUGUUUUCAUUGUUAUUAGACCAUUUAUUAUUGAGUUUCUUUGAGAAAUAAAUGAGUGACCUCUUU